AUGUCUCCUGGCGAUGGCGCUGCCCCUGACUCCAGCAUCGGUACUGCCACCCGAUCGGCUUCGAGUAUCAUCAUGGACGUUAACGCCGAGGUCGAUCGCGAGAUGGAACAGGUCCUCUCGCCUCGCACCACGGCUCUUGUUGCUGCGUCGGAGUCAGCCAAAGAGGAAGAGGAGUUCAAUACUCCCACUCGUCGGGCGCCCCAUAAACCACGCUCGUUCCCCAAGCCGGUUCCUUGGUCGCCUCCUAUUCACCCCCCGCCCAACAAGCCGCUGCCUCCCAUCCCUCGGAAGAGGAACACACCGUCGGAACCUCCUCCUCGCACGUUUGUUGACGUCGACUGUGGCUCUGGCUCCACUGUGUCUCGAGCUCUGACUCUCUCCCACGCUGCCGCCGUCCCUCGCGCCAAGGCUGCCUCUCUCGCACCAGUUAUCACGCAAGCACCGGGACCAGCUCGCCCUACCCCGCCCAUUGCCACGCCCACGUCCGAAUUCUACGACCCAUAUCCGCCGCCAAGAGUCAUCUGGACCAACGGAGACGUCACCGUUUCCGAUUUCUCGAUCCCGAAGCGCAUUGUUCGCCCUGCAGCCUCCAUGACAGCGAUCGCUCCCCGCCCGCCUUCUCUUAUGGAUCAGCGACAACAGCAGGUUCGCCCCCAAGAGUCGGCUGUGAAUGGCAAAUCAGCAUCUGCUGCCGUACCUGCCGUCACAACUUCGCCUGCGCCCUCCCGCUCUCGCCUCUUAGGUAAGAUAGCCUCGAUGACCGAUAUGAAGACCCGAAAAGAGACGGCUUCUGGUUACUCAAGUGGAAGCGGCAGCGGUAGCGGCAGCGACGAUGCUAUCGGCAUGAGAACCUUCCUCGGAGAGGACCUCGCGUCUGCUCCCGCGUUGGCCGAGGAGAAAACCCAAAGGAGUGAGAAGUCUGCCGAAGGCCGUAAGAAGAAGUUCUUUGGAAGCCUCUUCCGCAGAAACAAAAAGACAGGAGAGAAGUAA
This is a messenger RNA of Colletotrichum higginsianum IMI 349063, 990 nucleotides long. RefSeq lists its product as uncharacterized. NCBI's taxonomy places the organism in Eukaryota, Fungi, Ascomycota, Sordariomycetes, Glomerellales, Glomerellaceae. The coding region runs from base 1 to 990 and encodes 329 amino acids. The record is from RefSeq and is a predicted model, not a curated record. The transcript is spliced from 2 exons.